Amaranthus tricolor (Joseph's coat) is the source of this 1231-nucleotide messenger RNA. RefSeq names its product RHOMBOID-like protein 10, chloroplastic. The coding region runs from base 92 to 1066 and encodes 324 amino acids. The transcript has 9 exons. Gene Ontology annotation, molecular function: serine-type endopeptidase activity. Gene Ontology annotation, cellular component: chloroplast membrane. The record is from RefSeq and is a predicted model, not a curated record. Lineage: Eukaryota; Viridiplantae; Streptophyta; Magnoliopsida; Caryophyllales; Amaranthaceae.
UAAAAGUAAAAUUUGUAAAGAAAAUUGGUGUCCAAAUCUGUGAACUGAAAACUGAAAAUUGAAAACUGUAACUGGAAAGCUCAAGAAAAAAAUGAUAUUGGGUUUUGGAGGAGGACCUCCAUCUCCAUUUCCAUUUCCAUCAUCCCGCAAUUCAGAUAAUUGCUUUCCGCCAUUAAACCCAGCUUUUUUGUUCUCAAACUCCGUCUCUCUUCAUCGCCAUCCUCGUCUUUCUCUCUUCCUCUGCUCUUCGGUUAAGGGAGCAUUGAAGAGAUGGGGGAGACACCUAAAGCAAUUGAACUUUUUCCAGAGUUUAAAUGAUGUUAUUGUUACCUCAACAGCAUAUACCUCAUGCUUCUGUUUCUUGAAUGGUAAAUCAUCAGGACAGGACAAAGGCGAUGAAGCAAGCUCACCACAAGGUGCAUCAAGAAAUAAUUUCAUUCUACGGGGGCGUUGUACCAGUACCCUCCUUGCUGUCAAUGUGCUGCUUUAUGUUGCACAAGUUGCCACACGAGGGAGGCUAAUGCUGUGGGGUGCUAAGGUGAAUAGACUAAUUGAUGAAGGACAGUUAUGGAGGCUGGUGACAUCAGCCUUUCUACAUGCAAAUGUUGGGCAUCUGUUGGUGAACUGCUAUUCGUUAAAUUCUGUUGGUCCCUCUGUAGAGAAUAUUUGUGGAACUCGAAGAUUCUUCACCAUCUAUUUUGCCUCUGCUGUUGCAAGUUCUGCCAUGAGCUAUUGGUUGUCUAAAGCUCCUGCUGUUGGUGCAUCAGGAGCCAUUUUUGGACUGGUUGGCUCGGUUGCUGUGUUUUCCAUGAGGCAUAGAAGACUUCUCGGAUCUGGUGGACAGGAUUUGAAGCAUAUAGCACAAGUCAUUGUGUUGAAUAUGGUUAUCGGACUUGCGUCUAGUGGGAUAGACAACUGGGGCCAUUUGGGAGGCUUGAUUGGCGGAGCAGCUGUCUCAUGGCUAGUUGGUCCUGCAUGGACAUACGAUUACACUACUAAAGACGGACGUAAAGUGUUUGUCGACAAAGCUCCUAUCUACCUCUUCAAUCGUAAGAACGCUCGUUGAUUAAAUCGACGAUACAUCAAAAAUGUUAUUCUUGAUGUCCAAAGAUUCAAACUUUUGAUGUACUGAAGAAUCCUUUGUAUUUUUGGUUGAAAUGUUCAAAAUCAACAUUUCAACAUAGCUUAUACUUCUAUAAGAAAGCAUAAUUAAUCGCUACUAUGUUCGUAA